AUGAGCCGUCUGCAGAGUCUAUUACAUCUAUCGUAUCGGUCUGCGAUCGUAAUUUCCUUAUAUUGCAGGCAAUUUGUUAAGGGUAGCAACACCGUGGAAGAAAUUUACAUCGUAAAGUCGGACUGUUUGAGUCUUAAAAAUGAAAACAUUGACAACGGCGAUAUACCGUCUAAUGUAUACGAUGCUGCCCAGCAUUGUGUGCAUGAAACCAGCGAUAAAACCGAUACGAAUAUUAAUAAUUGCAACACGAAAUAUAGUGUUGCUAUGCCAGCACAAAAAUACAUCGAUAUAGAUGAAAAAUCAAAUUUAGAAGCAACGCCAGAGUCAACAGAUAAAACAUAUUGUAAAAGCGAUUGGCGCCAAAAUGUAUCAUCUUCGCAAGCACAAUUAAAGGCCGAUCGACUGAUUUGCAAUCUGUGUGCGGUAAAAUUUGAUACAGUAAUAAGCUUUAAGAAACAUCUAACGCUGAGCCAUCAUCACAUGCUACCAUUUAAAUGUAAAUCGUGUGCUUGUAAGGAAAUCAGAAGCGUUCUAAUGCUGAACAAACAUUUUGCUCAACACGAUCUUAGCAAGCUGUACCAAUGUAGGUACUGCAAGGCACGUUUCGAUUCGACAGCGCGAUGUGCAUCACACCAGCGUCAAUACCAUUCAGAUGAGUUAGGGAACCAUGUGUAUUGCGAGGAUUAUAACGUUGGAAGAUACACUUGUCGGUAUUGUGAGAAACGAUUCAUCGCUAAAGCCAACUUCGAACGUCACGAACGCAAUCAUGAGAAAACGCUGGCUCUAGCAGGAGAGACGAAUAUUUUUGAUUUUCAGCACCAUUGCUAUGUAUGUGGUAAGCAAUUUAACUCUAAACAAACACUGCAUGAACAUUUGAAUGUGCAUGUAGAUCGGUUGCCUUUUCGUUGCGAUAAAUGUGCUUCAACUACCGAGAUAAUACAAUCCGUUUGCUCAUUGAACAAACAUAUUGCGUUGCACUUAGAGAAAAAGCCCGUUAAAUGUAUCUACUGUGAAGACAGGUUUAUUUCCAUCAAGGAGUGCGAAGCACACGAAAUGCUAAAUCAUUUAGAAGCAAAAGCUUCUAGCAUUUGUAUGCGUGCGGAGAACAAUACAGAGGACGAAACUUCAAAAUUGACUAAAAGCGUACCCAAAGAUGGAGCCUUGCGGUACGAAUGUUCGUUUUGUAAUAAAUCUUACUCACUUUUAAGCACUUUACGUAGGCAUGAAAAUGUACACACCGGAAAGAGACAAUUCAUAUGUAAAAUUUGUGGUAAAAUGUUCAAAAAAUCGUCAUGCCUUUCACAACACGAACGCACGCAUCGAAAUGAAUAUCCUUACAAAUGCAGCUACUGCGGAAAAGGAUUCAAGCAAAUAAUUCGUUUGAUUGAACAUAGGCGUAUACACACGGGCGACAAACCUUUUCAGUGUAAUCAUUGCACAAUGCGCUUUCGUUUAAAAUCGUUGCUCAAAGAACACAUAGCAAAAUGUAAUAUUAAUCAAGCGCCAGGACUAGAAAUUCGCUGUGCAUUUUGUGACCAGUUAUUUUCCAGUAAACAGUUGUUUAUGAAACAUGCGAUGGAACUACAUGUGCAGCACAUGCCCAAGGACGGAAAAUGUAGAUUUUGUGAUAUGAAACUAAAAUCUGUUACGAUUUUAAUUGAACAUGAGUUGCGGCAUCGACUACCGGGUGUAAUUGAAUGUAAGCAGUGUGGAAGAAUCUUUAAACAGCAGUCUAACUUAAAACGACACCAGCGACUGCACACUAUUAACGCUAUGCCGCACAAGUGUGACCUGUGUGAAAAAUCAUUUUCACAACUAAGUACAAUGAAAGUGCACAGACGGGUGCAUACUGGAGAAAACCCGUACAAAUGUAAGCUUUGUGAGAAAGAAUUUCAACACAGUUCUAGCAAGACCCGUCAUGAGCGCUCACAGCACAAGCAGGGAAGCACAUUAUUAUGAUCAUUUCUUUGCACUGGAAAUACAAUCAGAAAUGGGACUUACGAUGAAAUCAAUGCAUCAUAG
Molecule: messenger RNA, 2022 nt
Organism: Anopheles maculipalpis
Lineage: Eukaryota; Metazoa; Arthropoda; Insecta; Diptera; Culicidae
Product: zinc finger protein 345-like
Biological process (GO): regulation of transcription by RNA polymerase II
Cellular component (GO): nucleus
Molecular function (GO): DNA-binding transcription factor activity, RNA polymerase II-specific; RNA polymerase II transcription regulatory region sequence-specific DNA binding
Source: RefSeq, a predicted model, not a curated record